AUGCAGCAGGCAAAGAUGCAUCUUAGUUUGCUGGUGUUGGCAGCAGUUGGCUGCAGCUUUAUGAUGAGUUCAGUAAGCGCAAUGACCCACGUUGUUGGAGGAGGACAUGGCUGGCGUGUGCCUCUCAACCAAACCUUCUUCGAAGAAUGGGCUAAACCAAGAACCUUCGGUGUUGGCGACAAACUUGUUUUCCCAUACAGGCCGGGGUGGAACAACGUGGUAGUGGUUAAAAAGGAAGAGUUCGAGGCGUGCGGCCAAAAGGAUGUGAUUAACAUGUACUACAAUGGACCAACGAUUCUGAAGCUGAGAGAGAUUGGGGACUACUACUACUACUGUGGCGUUGGGAAGCAUUGUGAGGCUGGCCAGAAGCUCCAUAUCAAGAUCGUCGCCGGGGAGGGCUCGUCCGGUAGUGCUUUCCCUUUUAAACUUGUCUCUAAAGAGGCCGCUGCACCUACACCGGCUGCAAGUACACACGAUGUAACAUCGGCCUUAUCAUCGGCAACUUUCGCCGUUCAAAAUUUUGGCAUGGUUUUUGGUUUAUUAGCUUUCAGCUUGCUCUUGUUGUGA
Molecule: messenger RNA, 567 nt
Organism: Alnus glutinosa
Lineage: Eukaryota; Viridiplantae; Streptophyta; Magnoliopsida; Fagales; Betulaceae
Product: umecyanin-like
Exons: 2
Coding region: 1-567 (188 amino acids)
Cellular component (GO): plasma membrane
Molecular function (GO): electron transfer activity
Source: RefSeq, a predicted model, not a curated record